AGCAACGAAGUCGAAGUCAUCCCGACAGAAGAAAGUAUUGACUUAUGCGUAGCCACCAAGUCAUUCUCCUCUCUAUAUAUUUUCUCUAAAUUCACCCAUUCCCAUCACCCAAUUCACUACUAGCUUCCCGAUCAUGGCCGAAUCAACUUCAAUUCUUCUUGGGCCACCAGAAAUCUACCAAGAAUUCGCCGCCACUUCCACCGUUACGGCCGCCGACGAGGAGAAGAAGAUAAACACUGCCAACAGUGAUCCCUUCGUGGACCUUAUGGUGGAAAAUUUUAACAAGACGGUGUUCUCUAGUAAUCCAACUAUGGGCCUUACGGAGAAUCUUUCCCCGACGUUUUUCACAACGGGUAAUCCCUGUUUGGAUUUCUUCUUCCAUGUUGUUCCCGAUACUCCACCGGAAACCUUGAUUUACCGCCUGGAAUUCGCUUGGAGUCAAGAUCCAUUGAAGGCCCUUAAGCUUGUCUGCAAUCUCAGGGGAGUCCGGGGUACUGGGAAAUCUGAUAAAGAAGGCUACUACACUGCUGCGUUGUGGCUGCAUAAGCAUCACCCCAAAACUCUUGCGGGAAAUUUGGAUUCCUUGGCCAAUUUUGGGUACUUCAAGGAUUUGCCCGAGAUUCUUUUCCGACUCCUGGAAGGGGUAGAUGCACGAAAAAUAGCGAAGGAGAUGUGGAUGAAGAGGAAACGUGGCAGAAAGGGGAGGGGGAGGGGAAGGGGCAGUGGUGUAGAAAGAAAUGAAAAAACAGAGAAGACCGAGCAGAAAUCGAGCCGAGAAGAGAAGAAGAUUGCCAGGGCAAAGAGGGUUGUUGAGAGGUUCAAUCGUGAUCCUGAUUUCAAGUUCUUGCACGAUCGGGUGUCUGAUCUUUUCGCCCAGUGUUUGAAAUCGGAUUUGAAGAUGUUGAAUUCAGGGGAUGUGUAUAAAAUCAGCCUCGCCGCGAAAUGGUGCCCCUCCCUGGAUUCUUCCUUCGAUAAAAUGACACUAUUGUGUGAAACCAUCGCCAGGAAGAUGUUCCCUAGGGAGGAACAUCCAGAAUACGAAGGAAUUGAGGACGCCCAUUAUGCUUAUCGGGUGAGGGACCGUCUGAGGAAGCAAGUACUGGUUCCACUGCGUAAAUCCCUGGAAUUGCCUGAAGUUUUCAUCGGAGCCAACAAAUGGGGAUCCAUUCCUUACAGUAGAGUGGCAUCUGUUGCUAUGAAAUUCUACAAGGAGAAAUUCUUGAAGCACGAUAAGGAAAGAUUUGAGGAGUAUCUCGAGAAGGUGAAGUCUGGGAAAGCCAAAAUCGCUGCUGGUGCAUUGCUUCCUCAUGAGAUAAUUGCUUCUUUGGAUGAUGCCGAUGGCGGUCAAGUGGCCGAGCUUCAAUGGAAGAGAGUGGUGGAUGACAUGGCCCGGAAGGGAAAACUUAAUAAUUGCCUUGCAGUUUCUGAUGUUUCAGGUAGUAUGGCUGGAAUUCCAAUGAAUGUUGCUAUCGCGCUUGGGAUGUUGGUCUCGGAGUUGUGUGAAGAGCCUUGGAAAGGAAAGAUCAUCACGUUUAGCUCAGAUCCGAAGCUUCAUGCGAUCGAAGGGGAUAGCUUGCGCGAAAAAUCUGAGUUUGUUAGAAGUAUGGAUUGGGGGUAUUCUACUAACUUCCAGAAGGUAUUUGAUGUGAUACUGGAAGUUGCUGUGAAGGGAAAUCUGCCCACUGAUCGGAUGAUUAAGAGGUUGUUUGUGUUCAGUGACAUGGAAUUUGAUCAGGCCUCUGAAGUGCCUUGGGAGACUGAUUAUCAGGCGAUCGUGAGGAAGUUUACAGAGAAAGGAUAUGGAGACUGCAUCCCUGAAAUUGUAUUUUGGAAUUUGAGGGACUCGAGGGCCACACCGGUGCCAGGGAACCAGCCAGGCGUCGCGCUUGUGAGUGGGUUUUCAAAGAAUUUGAUGACUUUGUUUCUGGAGGAGGGUGGCACACUUAAUCCUGAGGCCGUCAUGGACAUGGCAAUUUCAGGUGAAGAGUAUCAGAAGCUGGUUGUGCUGGAUUAGUAAUUAACAAUGUCCAAAAGAAAAGGGUUUGCUUUUGCAGGCUAUGGUUAAAUAUAACUCUGUAAAGGUAUUUCAUCAAUGCAAAAGAUGUUCUUUCUCUUGGUU
Sesamum indicum (sesame) is the source of this 2119-nucleotide messenger RNA. RefSeq lists its product as uncharacterized. Lineage: Eukaryota; Viridiplantae; Streptophyta; Magnoliopsida; Lamiales; Pedaliaceae. The record is from RefSeq and is a predicted model, not a curated record.